AUGGAUACGUUGGCUCAGGGUCGAUGGGAGAGUCAGCAGGAUAUCUUCAUGCCCUCUCAGUUUCACCGCACCCUCCCACGCCCAGCUUCAUCCCCAUCCACAUACUCCACCUCCCUCUCUUCAUCCUCUACUUCCUUCAUCAGUCCCCCUCCACAAAACCAGGAACCAGAACAAGUUAAGGCGCUGGUUCCACAGAUGCCCAAACUGCUCAAGUCUCUGUUUCCAGCUCGAGAUGACAAGAAGGAGCUUCGACCUUCUCCACACAGCCAGCAGCAAGUGCCUCGCAUCAUGACAUCAUCAGUGGGGGACGAUAACAAAGCCAAGUCUGAGACG
Molecule: messenger RNA, 333 nt
Organism: Nematolebias whitei (Rio pearlfish)
Lineage: Eukaryota; Metazoa; Chordata; Actinopteri; Cyprinodontiformes; Rivulidae
Product: kinesin-like protein KIF13B
Source: RefSeq, a predicted model, not a curated record